AUGGCUGUCUUCUCUUUCAUUUCCUGCUCUCUCUUACUCUACAUUCUCUCCAUGCUCCAUCUCGUCCACCCAUUUCAUCAUGGCCCUGACUUCAGGCACUCAUCCAGACCGAUAUGGCGGCACCAAACUCAUUUUGAGCUGAUCGAUUCAUGGGCCUCAUCUCAACAAGAGGCAGACCGUGUUGUCAGACUUCCGGGGCAGCCUCCGGUGAAAUUCCAACAAUAUGCAGGGUAUGUGACUAUCGACGAGGCCCAUGGGAAGGCGCUUUUCUACUGGUUCUUUGAAGCCAUGAAUCAACCUCAGUCCAAACCGGUUCUCUUAUGGCUCAAUGGAGGACCCGGUUGCUCUUCUAUUGGCUAUGGAGAAGCCCAAGAACUCGGACCUUUCUUAGUGCAAAAGGGAUCUCCAGAGCUCAAAUUCAAUAAUUACACGUGGAACAAAGAGGCCAAUUUACUAUUUUUGGAAAGCCCGGUGGGAGUAGGGUUUUCUUAUACAAAUACGAGUUCAGAUAUAAAAGAGCUUGGAGAUCAAAUCACAGCAAAGGAUUCGUAUACGUUCCUAGUCAACUGGUUCCGAAGGUUUCCGCAAUUCAAAGCCCUUGAAUUUUACAUUUCCGGAGAAAGCUAUGCAGGGCAUUAUAUUCCACAGCUAGCUGACGUCAUCUUUGAGGAGAACAAAAGAACGGCUAGGGAGAAUUUUAUAAAUCUCAAGGGUUUUAUAAUAGGAAAUGCGUGGAUCGACAAACAUACGGAUCAAGAUGGAAUGAUCGAUUAUGCGUGGGACCAUGCUCUAAUCUCUGAUCAGAUUUACCAUGCAAUCAAGAAUAACUGUGAUUUCCGCCUACAAAACCAGAGUGAGGAAUGCCAUCAGGCAUUGGCCCGAUACUACUCGCUCUUUGACAUCAUCGACAUGUACAGCUUGUAUUCUCCCAAAUGCCAUAGAAGGAAAUCGCCAUCGAUGCACUUGACAGAAUUCGGGGGGGUUGCCCCCGAACACUUGUUCAAAACGGGCGAUUGGAGUAGAAAGGCGAGAGGGUAUGAUCCUUGCUUGCCUGAAUACACCGUUUCAUAUUUUAACAGGCCUGAUGUUCAAGAAGCCUUGCAUGCCAAUGUCACCAAAAUCCCUUAUCCCUGGGAUCUUUGCAGCUCCAUAAUCGAACAAUGGAACGAUGCACCGCAUUCGACCCUCCCCGUCAUAAAAAAACUCAUCGACGGUGGAAUCCGCGUUUGGCUUUACAGUGGGGACACAGAUGGUGUGGUCCCUGUAACAUCAACGAGAUAUACAAUAAACAAGCUGGGAUUGAAUGUGACUGAGGAAUGGGCUCCUUGGUUCACCUACACGGAGGUAGGUGGGUGGACCAUCGGCUACGAUGGUCUAACUUUUGUUACACUGAGAGGGGCAGGCCAUGAAACUCCUACCUAUGCUCCAGAGCGUUCAGGGCAGCUUAUCAAGCAUUUUCUAGCCAAUAAAAAACUGCCACGUGUCCCCUUUUGA
This is a messenger RNA of Magnolia sinica, 1494 nucleotides long. Its product is annotated as serine carboxypeptidase-like 34. Gene Ontology annotation, biological process: proteolysis. Lineage: Eukaryota; Viridiplantae; Streptophyta; Magnoliopsida; Magnoliales; Magnoliaceae. Bases 1 to 1494 code for a protein of 497 amino acids. Gene Ontology annotation, cellular component: vacuole. Gene Ontology annotation, molecular function: serine-type carboxypeptidase activity. The record is from RefSeq and is a predicted model, not a curated record. The transcript has 10 exons.